This is a messenger RNA of Condylostylus longicornis, 967 nucleotides long. RefSeq names its product viral IAP-associated factor homolog (gene viaf). The transcript is spliced from 3 exons. The record is from RefSeq and is a predicted model, not a curated record. Gene Ontology annotation, cellular component: cytoplasm. The coding region runs from base 190 to 888 and encodes 232 amino acids. Lineage: Eukaryota; Metazoa; Arthropoda; Insecta; Diptera; Dolichopodidae. Gene Ontology annotation, biological process: protein folding.
CGACAGCCUUGCUCAAAAGUCAAAUAAGAAUGGCAAGGGGACGGUUGAUACAUCAUCUAUCAUAAAUUAAAAGAGAAGUAUAUCGAAAUUCGAAAUUAAUUACUUCAAAAAUUAAUUUCAGACUUUUUAAGUUUUUUUUAAAAGUAGCAUUUUAUAUAUUUUAUUUUUUUGAGGAUUUGAAUCUACGCAAUGCUUAAUCCUGACGAAGAUACAGAAUGGAAUGAUAUUUUACGAUCUAAGGGUAUUCUCCCUCCAAAACCUAAAGAGACUGAAAUAACAGAAGAGGAAAUUGUUUCGAUAGUAGAAAAAACUAUUAAACAAAAGACACAAAAUGAUGGUAAAAAAGAAUUAGAUCAAAUGAAUUUAGAUGAGCUAGAUGAGUUAGAAGAUUCUGAAGAUGAAUAUGUUUUGGAGGAGUAUAGACGUAAGAGAAUAGCUGAAAUGAAAGCUAUUGCAGAAAAAUCAAAAUUUGGUGUAGUUUGUUCCAUUAGCGCUCAAGACUAUGUGGACGAAGUGAACAAAGCUGGAGAGGGGAUUUGGGUCGUUUUACAUUUAUAUGCAAAUGGGGUUCCUUUAUGUAAUAUAAUAAAUCAUUAUAUGGCAUCCUUAGCACAAAAGUAUCCUCAAACAAAAUUCCUGAAGUCGGUCGCUACAACAUGCAUUGCAGAUUUCCCUGAAAAAAAUUGUCCAAGUAUUUUUAUAUAUUAUGAAGGCAAUUUAAAAAAGCAAUAUAUAGGAUCAGUAGAAUUAAGAGGAGACAAAUUGACAAAGGACGAAUUAGAAUGGAUGCUUGGGCAAUCAGGAGCUAUUAAUACUGAUUUAAAAGAAGACCCACGUCCAAAAAUUCGGGAUAAAAUGCAAAAUGAUUUACAGUUUUGCGAUUUUUAAAUUAUACUUUAAAAUUGUUUAUAUAUGUAUGUAAUUUAAAAAAAUAAAAUAUUGGUUUGUAUUUUUGUGUGGAUAAGUA